CUGGAGAAUGCACCCAAAGGAGAUGAGAUCCACAGUAAUGCCAUUGCAAUAGACGAAGAGCUCUUCAAUGAUUCUGAUCUCGACGAGGAACUGGGCAAGCUUGCCGUUGAAGAAUGA
Protopolystoma xenopodis is the source of this 117-nucleotide messenger RNA. Lineage: Eukaryota; Metazoa; Platyhelminthes; Monogenea; Polystomatidea; Polystomatidae. The record is from the annotation of a GenBank genome assembly.